Helianthus annuus (common sunflower) is the source of this 1274-nucleotide messenger RNA. RefSeq lists its product as uncharacterized. Bases 41 to 1033 code for a protein of 330 amino acids. Lineage: Eukaryota; Viridiplantae; Streptophyta; Magnoliopsida; Asterales; Asteraceae. The record is from RefSeq and is a predicted model, not a curated record. The transcript has 12 exons.
GAAAAUAUCCAUCAAAGUGUGAGCGAGAGAAUUGGGGAAGAUGAAGACUCUAGCAGCACCUCUACGAUGCUCAAUUCCAUCAAUAACCUCACGUAUUCGAUUCUUCAUCAACAAUAAUAAUGGCCGAAUCACCACCACUUGCACAACCAAUCGCCACCUCCUUUCUCUCUCCAAAUCCUCCUCCACCAAUCGCCGCCCCAUGGCUUCAUCCACUCAAUCUCCUUCACAGAGUGCUUCAUUUGAGGAUGCUGCUACUGAUGUGUUUCAAAUCAUUAAAGAUCAUCAGGAGAAGGCUGCUAGACUGCCGCCCGUCGAAGAAGUCAAAACUAUCCUUCAUUACGGCGUUCGUGGCAUUCUUUCCACUUUUUCUCAGAAGUAUGAUGGUUACCCGUCAGGAUCAAUGGUUGACUUUGCAUGCGACGCCUCCGGAUCUCCCAUAUUAGCAGUCAGCAGUUUGGCAGUUCAUACCAAGGACCUUCUUGCUAAUUCUAAAUGCUCAUUGCUUCUGGCAAAAGACCCGGAGGAUAGAACCGAUUUGGUCAUAACUGUACAUGGUGAUGCGGUCCCUGUUCCUAUGGAGGAUAGAGAUGCUAUACGUACUGCAUAUUUGGCUAGACAUCCUGAGGCAUUCUGGGUUGACUUUGGUGACUUCCAAUUUCUUCGCAUUGAGCCAAAGGUUGUGCGAUUCGUCUCUGGUGUUGCUACUGCUUUGUUAGGGUCAGGAGAGUUCACGAAGGAGGAGUUUGCAGCAGCAAAGGUGGAUCCGAUCUAUCAAUUCUCCAAGCCUGUAACGUCUCACAUGAAUAAAGACCACCAAGAAGAUACAAAACUCAUGGUUCAAGGCUCCACGUCAGUUCCGGUGGACUUUGCAUAUAUGGUGGAUCUUGAUAGCCUUGGGUUCAAUGUAAAGGCUGGCUAUCAAGGGACAAACUUUAAGCUUCGGAUUCCGUUCCCUAAGCGCGCAGAAAAUAGAAAGGACGUGAAGACACUUAUAGUUGAAAUGCUUCAAGCUGCCAAGUCUCGAGUUAAUUAACGAGUUUCGACUAGAAGACACGUUUCUUAAACCAUAUGCGUCAAGUUAAACGUUAAUCCACUAAUACAUCAUGUUCAUUUGUCACUUGCAAUGUUCAUCUUAUGAUCUCGUUUGAUAUGAUUAUGGGUCCAUAGAUGCAUGAAUAUAGGACCUAUAAUGUACAUAUUACAGAAAAUGAUUCAAAAUCGUUGGUGUCUUUUAUUAUCGUGUCAAUUAAGAUCCGUGUCAUCCUUUUUAGAUU